AUGGGAGAGAGAGGGAAAAAAAAGAGUCGGUUUGAGGCUCCUCAGCAAACAGGGGCAGCUGCUGACGCCAUCGCUCUGGCCUCUGUUCCCCGUGGACGCUCAUUUAGAGAUGGCGAAACUCCAAGGAAGAGCGAAAGCUUUGAAUCUGGCCCGGAUGACGUUCCCUCUCCGGAGAAUGAAUGGAGGCGUGUGAUCCCGGGCCUUUAUGAUGUCCAAGAGCCCAUCCAUCGCCAUGUACCGCGGUGUAGAGGGCGCCCCUCGACUGCAGGACAUCCAGUGAAGCAGAUGAAACGCAGCGCUGCACCUUCAGAGAGAGGUCCCGAGGCAGAGUGA
Molecule: messenger RNA, 333 nt
Organism: Knipowitschia caucasica
Lineage: Eukaryota; Metazoa; Chordata; Actinopteri; Gobiiformes; Gobiidae
Source: the annotation of a GenBank genome assembly